CGGGCGCCACGAGACUCCGCUGGAGAGACCGUUACAAACCGUCCGCACACGUCCCCAGCGGCGUUCGACUCCUGCGAGAGCGUGUCUCGUACUCCCAGUUCCGUAACAACAAAGGACCGACUGGUGCCUCCUCCCCCACAAUCACCACCCCAAAAAGUCCCAAAAACAGUCCCCAAGAGCAACCACUUCACAAACGAUAGCGUCGCGAUGGCCGAGAAAGAAUCACAAGUCCCCGAGCAGAAGCCCGACAACACGUUGCCCCUGCGAGCAGCUCUGUCCCACGUUUUCGAGAACAUUGGGGAUUCUGUAAGCGAGAAGCAGUUUGCCGAGUGCCAAAGUUUCCUCAGAUCCAAGCUCUCAGAGUCAAAGUUCAAUUCCACAAUUCAUAAGCUUCAUGAAAAGAUCGGGAAGGACCUUCUGGACAGGAUGAAUGAGGAAUUGGAUCGUAUGAUGACUGAGGAGAGUUUGACCGAUGGCCUGGGGAAACUCAAACAGCUGCUCAUGGAAACACCCUACAGUCCUGGGGAAAUUGCGUGGAGACCACCUGGAGACGUUGCAGAGCACCUCAGAACCUUCGACGUCUCCAAAAUCGACGAAGAAACCGACAGUUUAACGAAAUUAGUGGACGAUUUGGAGGACGAGAACAAUCAUCUCGUGAAAACCCUCUCCAAAAAGCGACAGACGGCCCUCACACUCGACAAAAAAAUCCGCAAAUCAACGACAAUAGGUGUGAACAGUAUUGCCAAACAGCAGAAAACAAGAGACAAAAUCCAGAAAUACGUGGAUCAACUCGAGGAACUACUGACUGACCACCAUUAGCUCAUAAAUCCCUUCGAUAUGUUCAUACGCUUAUUGACUACAAGAAUGUAUACUAUACAUAAUGUUUAUGUGACGAUAGUGAUUUCGAUAAAGUCUGCUAAUGACUGAUAUAAUUUAUACUUGAGAUAUGUAA
Molecule: messenger RNA, 952 nt
Organism: Diachasma alloeum
Lineage: Eukaryota; Metazoa; Arthropoda; Insecta; Hymenoptera; Braconidae
Exons: 3
Coding region: 208-819 (203 amino acids)
Source: RefSeq, a predicted model, not a curated record